CACUGCUCUGUGACAUACACCAAGAGAGAACCGCGAAUGGGGCCUUGGCUUUGCCUGUGUCUCUCCUCGGGAGGGAAGCUGUCCCAGAUUAAAAUAAAAGAUGUCAUAGAGAACAGGCUCGCACUCGGAGCAUAUUCCUUCCCCGGGCCUGGCUGGUCUCCACCACAGUUCAGUUCGGUCGUUGACCUGCAGACAUGUGAUUUCUAGAUCUCCGGGCACAGAGCAAGCUGCAAGUGGUUGAAGAAGCGGUGCAGAAACUCCAAGUCUCUCUGCAGCCUGACAACCCCUCGGACGCCUCAGCAAAGGGAUCGGACAGUCUGCAGCUAUUGGAUGAAGCACAGGCAGGAGUCCGGAUGCUGAAAGCCCAGCUGGGUAAUGUCAGUGCAGCGCGAACAGCAGUGCAAGAUGGCUGCAGUGAAGUGCUGACAAAGGUCUCCAGGGGCUGGAGGUUUUACGGUGGGAACUUCUAUUACUUUUCACAAGAAAAAAAGUCAUGGGACGAGGCCGAGCGGUUCUGUGUGUCUCAGGACUCGCACCUGACCUCCGUCUCCUCCCAGGCAGAACAGGAGUUUCUCUCCAAGGAGACCAAGGGAGAAGAUCACUGGAUUGGACUCACUGACCUGGGGACAGAAGGCAGCUGGCGCUGGGUGGAUGGCACAGAAUACAGAGCAGACACAAGCAGGGGGUUCUGGAUGCAGAAUGAGCCAAACAAUGCCAAUGGUGGAGAAGACUGUGUUCAUACUGAGCCAAGAUACCGGAAUUUGUGGAAUGAUAACAAGUGCAUUCAGCCUUUCAGGUGGAUUUGUAAGCAGCCCCAUGGACAGGCUGGGCUGUGACAUGCAGGUCCCAGCACCUCAGAAAGCGCCUUAAUUUCCAAGCUAUGGAGCAUGUUUUCCAGACACCUGCCGAUGAGGAGCCCUGUGCACUGGAGGGGGCCGCAUGGGAUGUGCAUUGCAGGGAUGCUUUGUCUUGGUGUGAUAUUUCUGGCUGUAGCAGAGACAGCUGCCUUAUGCCGCUCAGUCUUGCUGGCUCUGUAAUUUAUAGGUUUCCUGGUCUGUCACUGAAUAAAGUCCUUGGAUCAUG
This is a messenger RNA of Chrysemys picta bellii (western painted turtle), 1083 nucleotides long. The record is from RefSeq and is a predicted model, not a curated record. NCBI's taxonomy places the organism in Eukaryota, Metazoa, Chordata, Testudines, Emydidae.